CUUAUGACUUGCUUGUGACAGUAUCCUACGCAUUGUCAGUACGCCCAAUUGGGUAUAUAAUAUAUCUGUACUACCUACCCAUCUGGUUUCCUUCAGUAGUCACAAGUCACGGUAAUAGACUGCCUUUUCAGCAAAGAAAGAAGCUCCAGCCCAAACAAGACCAGCAUCAUGUUUUCCACUACUGCUGCUCGCACUGACCAACCGGAUCCAAAUGCAAAUCCUAUUAUUGCUCCCCCCCACAUCCAUGCACUUCUUGAUCGACUCCAUGAGCUCUCCACUGUCCAAGAAGAGGCAGCCACCGCCCAAGUUAUCGAUGCUGAGGAUUUUGACAAUUUUAUGAGGGACAAAUUUAUCGCUUUGGAUCAAGACAAGUGUUGGUACAUGUAUCAGCAUUGCCUGGCAUCUGGAGCAAGAAACGUUGUUGAAGCUGGUACCAGUUUUGGCGUUAGUACCAUCUACCUUGCAUUGGCGGUAGCACACAACGCUGCUCUCACGGGCAAACCAGGCCAAGUCAUCGCUACUGAGAAUGAACCGAGCAAAGCCCUACAAGCUCGCAAGAACUGGAAGGAGGCUGGGGAUGCGGUGCUCCAAGUGAUUGACCUCAGGGAAGGUGACCUGCUUGAGACUUUAAAGGUAGAUAUACCCAAGGAAGGAAUUGAUUUAUUGCUGUUGGAUAUUUGGGCGCCCAUGGCUUUUCCAACCCUCAAACUCGUCGAGCCCCACCUCCGUCCUGGAGCUACGAUCCUCAUUGAUAACCUAAAAGGUGCUGCUUCCAGAUACGAGGAGUUAAUCGAGUAUCUUCACGAUCCGCAAAACGGGUACACUAAUAUGGUAUUGCCUUUCUCUCGAGGGCUUGGGAUGAGUAUUUAUACCGGGAGGAAGGUGUGAUGUGAAGAAGAACAAUGGAAGAUAAUAAUAGUUAGUUAAUACAUUUGAGUUGUAUUGCAAGAACAGUAGUAUCGCUUUUUGUACGUAGCAAGGUCCCAGCACUGAAACUGUCAGUGGAAGAUCCGAUCAGCUUUACGCGACGCGUUUCUCUUCAUUCUCCGGCCCUUUCGUUUCUACAUCUUUAUCUCCUUAACAUCGUCAUGAAAGAAGCAGCUCUACAACCCCUGCUGAACCUGUAUCAAUCAGGUCCCAAUUUGCUCUCCUUUUCCGUAACUGGUGUCAAAAUACCCAUGCAAAUCAUACAUCCUC
This is a messenger RNA of Cryptococcus deneoformans JEC21, 1197 nucleotides long. RefSeq lists its product as hypothetical. The coding region runs from base 169 to 888 and encodes 239 amino acids. Lineage: Eukaryota; Fungi; Basidiomycota; Tremellomycetes; Tremellales; Cryptococcaceae. Gene Ontology annotation, molecular function: O-methyltransferase activity. The record is from RefSeq and is a predicted model, not a curated record. The transcript is spliced from 3 exons.